Arthroderma uncinatum is the source of this 1659-nucleotide messenger RNA. Its product is annotated as SCF E3 ubiquitin ligase complex F-box protein grrA. The transcript has 5 exons. Gene Ontology annotation, cellular component: SCF ubiquitin ligase complex. The record is from RefSeq and is a predicted model, not a curated record. Lineage: Eukaryota; Fungi; Ascomycota; Eurotiomycetes; Onygenales; Arthrodermataceae. Gene Ontology annotation, biological process: SCF-dependent proteasomal ubiquitin-dependent protein catabolic process. The coding region runs from base 1 to 1659 and encodes 552 amino acids. Gene Ontology annotation, molecular function: protein binding.
AUGGCCAGCCGCUCGCGUGCGCUGCCCCGGGACCCUGGAGGCGAAUCUUCAUCUUCCACUUCACCAGAACGAGCGAUCGAUGAAGAUAACGACUUCUUUAUGCUCGAGGCGAACGACUCGCAGUCGUCGAUAGGUGUUGGCAAUUUCCGAGACCUCCGCGUGAACUCUAGACAUGAACGAGACCGAGAUACUCCACUUCCACCGAUAUACAAACUACCUCCCGAGAUCCUCAUCGCUAUAUUCUCAAGGCUUUCGUCUCCGGUUGAUAUGCUAAACUGCAUGAAAGUCUCGUCAAAUUGGGCAGUGAAUUGCGUGGCACACUCAAUAUCGGAUGAAGACAGCUAUUUCCCAUACUACGACCUCGUAAAACGCCUAAACCUCACUACCCUCAAGUCGAAAGUCAACGAUGGAACCGUAUUUUCGUUCGUCAAGUGCAAACGGAUCGAAAGGUUGACUCUUACCGGCUGCGUGAACUUGACGGACAAGGGCAUCUCCGAUCUAGUAGAAGGGAACCGACAACUUCAGGCACUGGAUGUCUCUGAUCUUGAUGCCCUGACUGAUCAUUCUUUGAACCUUGUUGCUGGAAACUGCUCCAGGUUGCAGGGCUUAAAUAUUACCGGAUGCGUUAACAUCACUGACGACUCUCUGGUAACUCUCGCGCAGAGUUGCCGCCAGCUUAAGCGGCUUAAAUUCAACGGUGUCGUCCAAAUCACAGACCGAUCUAUCCAGGCAUUCGCUAAGAACUGCCCUUCAAUGCUUGAGAUUGACCUUCAUGGUUGCCGAAAUAUCACCAACGUCUCAGUCACCGCCCUCCUCGGUACACUCCGAAAUCUACGAGAACUACGGCUGGCCCAUUGUGUUCAAAUAACCGAUGAAGCCUUCCUUAAGCUUCCUGAUAAUCUAAUAUUCGAUACCCUCCGAAUACUAGACCUCACAGCUUGUGAGAGAGUCAAAGACGAUGCCGUAGAAAAAAUUAUUGACUCGGCACCCAGGCUAAGGAACCUCGUGCUCGGCAAGUGCAAGUUCAUCACAGAUCGCUCCGUCAAUGCUAUCUACGCAGCAGUCAUACAAAUGGUGAAGUCGUGCAACCGCAUUCGCUACAUUGACUUGGCCUGCUGCAACCGCUUGACCGAUAAAAGUGUUGAGCAACUGGCAACAUUACCAAAGCUACGAAGGAUAGGCCUAGUCAAGUGCCAGGCUAUCACUGAUCGAAGUAUACUAGCACUGGCAAAGCCUAGAAUUCCGCAACAUCCGUUAGUCAGUGGCCUCGAGCGGGUACAUCUGAGCUACUGUGUCAACCUAACCUUAGAGGGAAUACACUCCCUUCUAAACUACUGUCCACGACUCACCCACCUGAGUUUAACUGGUGUCCACGCAUUUUUGAGGGAAGAUUUAACUGUAUUUUGUCGGGAUGCCCCGCCAGAUUUUACUCAACUUCAACGAGACGUCUUCUGUGUUUUUAGUGGUGAUGGCGUCGGACGUCUACGUGACUUCCUUAACCACUCUGCACUCCGAGAACGAGUUGCAGGGGUAGUGACAAUGUACGAUGAUGCCGAAUCGCCUGAUGAGGUCGAUAGCCAGCCCUCGGUAACUGGGCUCCUGAACGCUACAGCUAUCAAUGAGGGAGAUGAUCACCCGGCAACGGGGCCACAUCACUAA